CUCGCCUUUGUGAACCAGACCUGCCGUCAGGGUAACAUGCCCUCCUACUACAUCGAAGUCACCGAUGACACUGAUGUCAGGGAGGCGAUGCAUUUCUCCAACUGCAGCGGCACGCGUCUCGUGAUCAAGAACAGUGGACACGAUUAUCUGUCCCGCAGCAGCGGCAAGGGCACCUUGGCCCUGUGGACGCGCAAGUUGCAGGACCUUAGCUACAGCUCCGCCUUUGUUCCCUCUGGCUGCCAGUCGACCUACAACGCCAUCACCGCUGGCGCCGGUGUCAACUUCGAUGAGGCCUAUGCUUUCGCCCAUGAGAACAACGUCACCAUCUUGGGUGGUUACUCUCCCACUGUCGGUCUUUCGGGUGGAUGGGUCAUGAACGGCGGCCACUCGGUUCUCUCCCCGGUGUAUGGUCUCGGUGUUGAUCGUGUCGUGCAGUACAAGGUUGUCACUCCCGAUGGCCAGCUGCGCAUCGCCAACGAAUGCCAGAACGAGGACCUUUUCUGGGCCCUGCGUGGUGGCGGUGGUGGUACCUUCGGUGUCGUCCUGGAGAGCACACACCGCGUCGAACCUACCAUCAGCUUCGUCGCAGCCAUCAUCAAGUUCACCAGCAACUCCACCAACGUCUUGCCUUUCAUGGAUAUCGUUGUUAACAACACUCUGAAGUGGGCCCAGGAAGGCUGGGGCGGUCACAUUACCGGCGACACCCUGGUCAAUGUGUCCCCUCUGCUCUCAGUUGACGAAGCUGAAGAGUCUCUGGCCGAAGUGGUGGCCUACGCUAAGGCGCAGGGCGGCUCCGCUGUCAUCGAGGCGUUUUCUUCUUGGUAUGACUUCUAUGAGAAGUACGUUACCUCCACCUCCGUUAGCGUUGGUGUCACCCACUUUGCCGGCAGUCGCCUGGUUCCCUCUUCGGUCUUUGAGACGGCCGAGGGCCGUGCCAACCUGAUGGACUUCUUCGAGCUUAUUCUGGCCAACGGCCAGAGCCCCUACAUCCCCGUUGUCGGACCCGUUCUGUACAACUACACCGAGGGCUCCACCAGUGCUUCCCCCGCUUGGCGUCAGGCCAUCUGGGAGCUGGGAUCGGGUAGCUCCUGGGCCUGGAACAGCACCCUGCCGACUCGUGAGCAGAAGAUUGCCACCUUGCAGAACAUGACUGCCACGCUCGAGCGUAUCACCCCUGGCAGUGGAGCCUACAGCAACGAGGCCAAUCCUUUCACCGAGGACUGGCGUGAGGCUUGGUGGGGAGACAACUACGACAAGCUUCUUUCCAUCAAGGAGAAGUAUGAUCCCACGGGUCUUCUGAGCUGCUGGAAGUGCAUUGGCUGGGAGGAGUCCCAGGCCAACAGCACCUGCUUUGCGGCCUUUGACUGAGCAGUGACACCAAGCUGCAUUCCACAGUCCGCAAGAAUUGUAUAUAUGGUUCCGAAUUCCGUGAGGUUGAUAUCGUUUUUUCCGUACCCACGACGCGUUGAUCAGUAAUACGUCAGCAUUAGAUGAUAUAUGGUUUUAAUGA
This is a messenger RNA of Aspergillus sclerotioniger CBS 115572, 1510 nucleotides long. RefSeq names its product FAD-binding domain-containing protein. The coding region runs from base 37 to 1368 and encodes 443 amino acids. The record is from RefSeq and is a predicted model, not a curated record. Lineage: Eukaryota; Fungi; Ascomycota; Eurotiomycetes; Eurotiales; Aspergillaceae. The transcript has a single exon. Gene Ontology annotation, molecular function: FAD binding; oxidoreductase activity.